Plasmopara halstedii is the source of this 4797-nucleotide messenger RNA. RefSeq names its product IQ motif, EF-hand binding site. The transcript has a single exon. The record is from RefSeq and is a predicted model, not a curated record. Gene Ontology annotation, molecular function: protein binding. NCBI's taxonomy places the organism in Eukaryota, Oomycota, Peronosporomycetes, Peronosporales, Peronosporaceae. The coding region runs from base 1 to 4797 and encodes 1598 amino acids.
AUGGAAACGGUUCGGAGUGAAUGGUUAGAGGGUAGGCUCACACCUACUUACCUCGACGAUGCUACUGCUUCAGUUUCAACCUUAAGCUUGCAAUCGAUAAUCGACAGCGCUUCAGUUUGUGCUGAAUCUCUCUCAAAGGAUGAGCACAAGCUUCAGACAAUUAAAGUGUUCAAACAACACCAAUCAAAGCGGGAAAAGAAAAAGAAAUCUCAACAUAGCUUGCAUUCAACUGAUCUUCAGUGUGGAGAACAGCGAACUUUAGAGAAACAAGAACGUCAGAAGGAACUUAUAAUGUGGGAAGCAGAUGGCAAUGAGCUACGCCGAAUUGAAUUACAAUCUCGAAAAAGGAAUCGAGAUCGAAUGCAGAUGCUGAAAAAAUGGUAUGGUCCCGCAAAUGCGAGUCCGCAGGCAGAAAUGCAGCCAACUUUCGUAGCUACUAUGAGUCGAGAGCAUAGUGCACAGGAAAAUUUACGUCAAUUAAGGGUUGGGAAAGCAGUCCGAAGCAUGGCAGUCACUACCAUUGAAAACAAUGAAGAUCGCGAAAGAAAACAUCUUGAGAAUGAAUUAAAAAGCCGAUUAAAAGAUCUAAAAGUCAAGCUUGAGAUAUUUGAGCAGCAAGUUGAUCAGGUGACAAUACCAAUACGAGCCAAGACCCGAGCACGACAUCGACGGGUCUCAAGAGAAGCUGGACACUUGACUCCUCUUUCUAAUCGAAGAUGGCGCGCUUCAUCCGCUGCAAUUCCUCCAAAUUGGAAAGCUCUGGAUGCUAAACAAACACUUAAAACUUCGUCGUCUUCACAAAUGCUUCAAUCCUCGUUGCGUGCACAAAUGGAGAUAGAAAAAGCUUACGAUGAUGCUGAAGUCGAGCAGUUUUUGCUGUGCUAUCGAAAGUAUGCGAGACACAAGUAUGCAGCUGGGAAGUUGCAGGCGACUUGGAGAAUGUUUCGACAAAGACGAAAAUUUCGGUUAUGGCAACAACGACGAAAGCACAAUCGUCGAAUAAUUUUUAAGAUUUGGGUCAUGAUGUAUCGCGUGGGUCGUCGUGCUGUGCAGUCACUAUUAAGCAAAUAUCUUAAGGUGUGGCAACUCAAUGUAAGCGAGGCACUUCACUUUCGUGAGAUGGAGCUCGAUCUUUUUCGACAUGCUGCAACUCAGUCAAAACAUCCACGUCUGAUGUCCAAUCUUAUCUUGACCUCCAAUUACGAAGAUGACAGAGUUUGUCAACUAACUGCUAAAGGUCUUAUAAAAAAAGACCCAGCAACGACUAGAACACCGGCAUCUUUCAACACAUCUUUGAGUGCAACAAUAAAUGACGUCCAGCCAAAUGUUUUGUGCAAAGGAUGCAGGCGAGUGUAUUACUUGAGAGCUCAGCAUGUUGCUGCUCGAGCAGAAGUGCGCAAAAAGAUUGUGUAUCACGUUUUUCGACUCUGGAAGCUCGUCUACGAAGAAACUAAGAGGAAUAGUCUAUAUGCACUGCAUUGUCUAAAACGUGCAGUGCGAAUGGACUUUAGUACAAAACAGCGCUGGCCUAUCGAGAUUCUGCUCACAGCUUUCAAGAUUUGGGCGCAAUAUGCGAAAUUGACUCGGUGCAGACGUCUAGGAUUGCCACUACCAGAGUUUGUGCAGUCGAGUGUACACUGGAACUUUCGGCUUCAUAAUUAUCAAAAGCUUCAAGUUCAAAGUAUUGAGGCGACUACGAAAGCAUCAUUUGCGCGGCAUCGACGCUAUUUUAACCGCUGGUGUGCUUUUACACGCUGUGCGACUCGUAUGAAACAUGAAAUAGCGAUGGCUAGCAAUUGGUAUGAACGAAAAUUGCGGUUUAAGUUAUUCUAUCAGUGGCAAGGAGUCAUUACUGACGGGGCUAUAAUGAAGAAAUGCAAGCGAGAAGCAUUUCUUCAAUUGCAUCGCUAUGUUUGUUUCAAACGUAAAGUGCGCCCGCUACAGAAAACACUCAUCAAGCGGCGGCAAGAAUGGCUUGUAAAACGGUUCAUACGCAGCUGGAAACACUUGAUGUUUCGUGUUUGUUUUAAACGCGAACGAACUCUUUCAAAGUUUGAGAAUUGGCACCCGCGGCUAUGUCGUGUAAUAGAUAUUUGGAGAGGUGAGCGUAGCUCACAUGUAUUUUAUACGACUUUUAAAGCGUGGACUUUUUUGAUCCGUAAGCGCAAAAGCUUCCUCUCAUUUCGCUGGAUCUGCGCUCGUCAACAGCAAAGAUAUUUGCUGGGAUGUGUUUUAAACGCUUGGAAAACAGUGACAUCGAAGAGUGUUGACGGCAUUUUAAAUGAUUUGUUUGCACUGGAUGCGUGGGAUGUUUAUCGUGAAAUUUCAUUAUUUUUCCCGAUGGUGAGUUGUCGUCGAUCAUUAGAUACGAACUCUCAGUUUUCUAGCUGUGAUCAAGCUUCAUCGUUUCAAGAUGUAAACAAACGAAUCAUUGUUACGCCUGAACAUGUAUUGGAAAAUGGUGGUCCCGAUUUGUUCGCUUUAAAUGUUCAGCAUGAAUUUGUUUAUUCUCAAGACAUUCACGCUGCCAAUAUCUUUAACCAGAACAUCAUCAAAGACGACAAUGAACAAGUUUUGUGGUGGGUGACAGCACUUAUGGCUGCAGAAUUGAACACUGGAUCACGUCUUCCUUCUGAUGUUCGACUUGGUCAUUGGCAUAGCGUAUUACGUGACGAGCUAUGGCUAUAUCAGACGCACUUUUGUUUUGCGUCUGACUCGACUUUCGCACCUGCAAUUACGCAGUCUCUUGAAUUCUUGAACGCAAUAAAGACACGUCUAAAUGUAUCAUGGAAAAGUUUUUUACCGCCGUCGCAUUCAACUGAAUCACUUAAGACAGAUUUUUGUCUUCAAGAAAAGAACGACUUGAGUAUAACUAGAUCAGCGCAAGCUCGUGAAAUGGGUGAGUACGAGUCUUAUGCAAGGUUUUUGCUCACAACGACACUAGACAAUGAGGCCUGUGAAAAGGGAGUCAUAUCUAGCUUUGCGCAUUUAAUGUACUCUUCAAAUUUCGCAAUGGAUGACAUUCUUCUGCAAGUCAAUCGCCUUCAAGCCAAACGCACACGUGCCGAACGCGAGGUGUGGGAACUUUACCAAGACCUUCAGCGUGCUGAGAAGGAUUGGAGCAAGCUGUUGGAUUUGAAAACAGUUAAUCAUGUGAGAAUGUUGCGACUUUGUUCAGAUGGCAGCUACACCGACUUUUUUUUUCGAGUUGAACUCUUUCAGCUAACUUUCGAGGAAUUUCUUGCUACGAAGUCCGACGAAUGCAAGAUCAAUCAGCAGAUAGCGCUCAAUCUCGAAGCAAACAAUUUGUUAGUAAAGGCAAAGCAGAGAUUGCAAAAGAUCGAAAAGAAGGUCGAACGAGCUCAAAGUGAGCUCAACAAUAAUCAGCGUGCUCAUCUUGAGGCAAUUUUUGCUUCUGAGCGGACAGUAGAAGAAUUUUGCCUGACGCGACAAGCUUUUGAAAAUUCGCGGCUCCGAAUCGCAAUGGUAUUGAUAAAAUACAAUGAAGCCAAAGCCGUCCUUGCACGUUUAGAACAUGCAAGACAAGUUUUUCAAAUUGAUCAGCAGGAUUCUGUAUUAAACAAUGUUUGUCCGACAAAAGACCUACCUCAUUCUGCGCCAGCACAUUCGUUGCAGGAGCAGAAAGAGUUUUUAUUGCACGAAAAAAAAGAGUUCGCCAACUUGUAUCAAGCUCUUACAAAAGUGAAAGAAGAUCACGAAGUUACCAGAUUUCAACAGGUUGAGACACGGCCACUACCAAAAAAUCUUCGUUACCUUCAGAAAAAAAUUGACCUGAAGCUGCACCAGCUAUUUCUGCUGCAUAUGAUAUGGUCUUGUUGCUGUUGGCUUGCAGAAAAUUUGAAAAUGAUUGCGAGAGACGAAAACAGCGUCGAAUGCGAGAAAGACAAUAAUGAUCGCAGCCUGCUUCAGGUUAAUAAAUGUGAGCUACCAGAGAAGAACACUACGAGAUUAUGUAGUAAAGUUGCGGCCUUCACUGCUGAGGAUCCACUUCGACACGAUAGUAGCAUCUCAAAGUCGACGCAAGAUGUCGAGAUGAGUGUUUUUCAAUCUGCUGAAGAUCUAGCGACUAAAAAGAUGGCUGCGGCAUAUACAGCAAGCACCAAGCUUUUGUUUGUCGAUGAAUAUUGUGUUCUAGAAGCAAACGAGCAUGGAGGAGCGAGUCGUACGGAUAAAAAAGCUGUUGCGGCAAUUCGUGAGCUUAGCACAUGCACGGGUGAUCUCGAACAGGUUUCUAAGUACACAACAAUGUGCGACAAAAAUGCUCGGGUAGAGUCUCCUCCUGUGCUUCUGACGAUGAAAAUCCGACGUAAUCGAAAAAAAGAAGAGCUUCAGCAAGCAAUGAUGCAUCGAAGGCUUCACCGCAGAGAUCACAAGCUUGACAAUAAAAGCGACAGUGAAGAUGAUUUGGUCUCACAGCCCCAAAUGUCUGUAUUGCCAGUAAUCGAUGGCACUGAGCUUUUCUUUGCCAAUUUUGUCCUUGGUGAUGGUGAAAUUCCGUCUUGUCCGUCUUUAGAGUCCCCUAGUUCGUUACAGACAAAUACUGCGCGAGAUAUUGAGGCCAUUUGGAAACGUGGAGGUGUAAAGUCAACAAAUAAUUCAGCUCUAAGCAUUAAAAAAGUCUUGGCUCGUCACACAAUCAAGGACAAACAGCGACCAGGAAGCCAUCGUCAAGAAUUAAUCAUGCGAAAAUUUUUACGGUUGCCUGAAGACGAUCGAGAAACGCAAAUUGCCUUAAUUGGUGAAAGCAUUGACGUCGCCGCUAUGGACUUUUCUUAA